UCACCAAAAAACGGCAGUGAAGUAUUUUUCUCACGAGAUAUUUAUGAAAAAUAUUCAUUGGGUCCCAGUCUUUCUGAACUGUGGCAUUUAUCAAACAGAGAGGCAAAGAAAAAUGUGGAGGCACUGGCAAACUCUUCAGAAAGCAAACAGGCUUCUAGCACACAGGCUGCAGAUCCACUUGAGGCAGUGGCAAAAAGCCCAGCUGAUGAGCAUCCUUUUCCAGAACCCAGACUCCCCUAUCCAUUUACCUCUUGUUUGACUGAGAAGGAGCAGAGAACAUAUUUGUAUCUGAUGGCUAAGUACUCAAAAAAAACCCACCAUUUUCAAGUUAAUGCAACAAGUCAAAGAGAAUUAGGCAUGUAUCUGCAGAUGAAAGAAGCAGUAAACAAUGAAAUUGCAGAAUUUAUGAAAUUUGCUCAAAACGCUGCAAAAAGCUGCGCUCAGGAUUAUGAUGUCAUCUCUGAAGAUGCACUACUUUAUACAGAGGAAUUAUUUCGUGCUUGUAUUGGACAUGUGCAAAAGUAUCCUGAGUUUUACACACUUCAGGAGAUCAUGAGUAUCAUGGGAGGAAAGUUUCAUACACAGUUGACCUUUAAGCUGGAAAAAAAUCUUCUUGCAAUGGGUACAGCAAGACAUGGUAAAAUAGAUUUCUCCACCAUGCCUGUACAACUGCCCACAGAUUAUAAAACUGUUACAUCUAUUAUAACUCCGGAAAAAAAAGCUUCCGUUAUGCACAGUGAUAUUAGUUCAGAUUCAAAUGCAGAAAAACUUGCACUGAAAUACUGUCCUCAAGUUGUUUUAAGUAAUUACUCAUUAUUUACAUUACUGAAUAAUCAUGGAUUAAACUACAAGGAACAGUGGGAAAUUCCAGUUUGUAUUAAAAUGAUCCCUGUUGAAGGUGGCAAGCUAGCUAAAGUGGUUUAUGUUGAUUCACCCCUGCUGAGAAAAGAAAUGACAGUAAGAGAAAGGAACCAGCUAUUCCAUGAAAUUCCAAUGGACUUCCUAGCAACUAAAACAUCUUAUGUUUCCGUGUCUGAAGUACCAAUGGACAAACCAGCUGAAGACAACCUAUUUCAGUGGGAUAUGUCUUCUGAUACCUACCAGCACCGAAAGAUUCCUCUCCCAGAUGACACAGGGAUGGACUUUGAUGAUGAUGUUACAGAACUGGAAACUUUUGGAGCAACUGCCAAGCUCUCAAGGACUUCUAAAGCAGAAAGUACUUUUCCUGCAGUUAGUAAUACUGCUAAAGUUGUAUCACAUGGCGUAAAAAUGGGGAAAAAAAAUACAUCCACCAUUAACAGUACAAAUGAAGAAGAGAAAAAAUCCAUUUUUGAGCAAGGGGAUUUAGCAUGUGCCAGUAUGCAGCUUCCAUCAUUAGAUCACCUUCUCUGUGUCAGCUCUGAAGAACAUUUGUCUCAUAAAAACUUUAAUUCAGAAGAGGCAGGAGUGAAAAAAGCACAUGUCAUAACCAAAGAACUAUCAGACAAUGAGACAAAAUUAAAUAUUUUGUCUAAUGCUGUUAGUGACAAUAAAGAGUCUGACGCUGCACAAAAAAAUGAGAUUUAUGCUUCAUUAUGCAGUAGUGACACAGAUGAAGAACGUUUGAUAAUUGAUACAGAAUGUGAAAAACGUGAUAUUUGCAAACCAGCUGUACCAAAUAUACCUCAUACCUCAGCAGAGACUACCAAAUCACCUUCCCCCACCCAGAUUCCACUAGCAAGCGUUACUGAUUGCUCAUCUACCAUGGAUCAGGAAAAAAAUGCCUCUAGAAAGCCUACAAGAAAGUUAUCCAAAGAAUUUGAUCCUGUUGGACAGAUUUUGAAAAUGCAAACUGAACUUCUCAAGUCACCUUCCCAAAAAUCACAUGAGCAGCCAGCAGUGAGCUGUGAUAAUUCCAGUGUUGCACCAGCCCAGGUGCCUCAGUCUCCAAAACAGUUUCUCACUCCCAGCACAGAAAUUGUGCCAGGCCCUGCCCCAAACACCAGCGUCUCAUCUAGAAACACCUGGACUUGGCUUUUUCAGGGAGUGCCAAAGAAGAAGCUGCCCAGUGAACUUCAGAUGCUUGAAGAAGACCCUUCAGAUUAUGAAGCACCUCAGGAUAGCAACCUCGUGUAUAAGCUAUUCAGUCUGAAUGAUCUGUUGUUACUUGUGCGUUGCAGUGUGCAAAAAGUGAAGUCAUGGCCACCAUACCUUAAAAAGAAAAAAGCUAAGAAGGUUACUCCAAUAUUCCUGUUGCCAAAACUAGAAUACCAAGCCUAUUAUGGUGUCGAAGCUCUUACAGAAAGUGAAGUGUGUCAAUUGUGGACAGAAAGUAUGUUGCAUUCUGGAUGCAUAUUUUAUAUUGGACGUAUUGAUGCUUUUACAUCAAACCUUAUUAUGCUAGAAAAGAUUUCUCCAGAAGCUUUAAAAGAAAAACUUGGGUUGAUUAAGCCUGCAAAUUCAUUGAAUAUACUUCAUCACAUUUUGAAGAAAGUGUCUGAUUUGCAGGAGGGCUCUUACUUGUUGACUCAUGCUGCAGGAGACUCUUCAGUUGCAAUCUACAAAAGUUCUCUUGACAAGACGAGAACAUCAUAUAACUUACAUAAGGCUCAUUGUGAUCUACCCACUGUACCUGCCACUCUUUCAGUCCCGUGGGUUCCAUUAGAUCCCAGCCUCCCUUUACCCUAUCACAUGAUUCAUGGAAGAGUUCCAUGCAUGUUUCCACCUGCACCCCAGGAAGCCAUGUGGAAACAGAAGAUGUCUGGGGUGAAAGGGCAGUCGGACACACCCUGUGAGGGAAAGCCUGUAGGUACAGAAACAAAAGGCAAGACAGCUAAGCCUUUUAGAAACCAAGGUGUGGCUGCAAAGAAGCUGAAGAAGAAUUACUGCAAACAAAGAAUGAUGAAGAAAAAGUGGAAAAUGAAGUACAACAAAAUACAAUUGAAGUAG
Chaetura pelagica (chimney swift) is the source of this 2928-nucleotide messenger RNA. RefSeq names its product interactor of little elongator complex ELL subunit 2 (gene ICE2). NCBI's taxonomy places the organism in Eukaryota, Metazoa, Chordata, Aves, Apodiformes, Apodidae. The transcript has 14 exons. Gene Ontology annotation, cellular component: transcription elongation factor complex. Bases 292 to 2928 code for a protein of 878 amino acids. Gene Ontology annotation, biological process: snRNA transcription by RNA polymerase II; snRNA transcription by RNA polymerase III; positive regulation of transcription by RNA polymerase III. The record is from RefSeq and is a predicted model, not a curated record.